AUGGCUCCGCCGGAAGUUACCUCUGCUGCUCUGGCUCCGGCCGCCGGUCUCCAGGGGAGGAAACCCGCGGAUGCUCGUCCUGAGCCGAUCACUCCGAAGACAUUGUUCAAUGGCGCGUCGGCCUCCCAAGGAGAGCAGGAGAUUAAAGAGUUGACGGCUAAGGCGUCGGCACUGCGCAUCAACGAUCUGCCUGCAGGCAACAAUGCAAGCGUCAGUGACAAGGCCAAGGCGGGUGCUGCUGUUCCUGCUGCUCAGGAUCACGGUAAGGCCAAGGAGCAGGACGCGGAUGAUGAUGGUGGCUACCUGAGUGACGAUUCCGACGAAUGUCAAGAUCCGGUGACGCUCGACGAGAUCGCUGAGCAGGCUGGAGUUGCCAUCACGCUGCUGGUUCCUUUCGCCUGGAGCAAGGAGAUUCCGCGCAUCAUUAACAAUGUCAAUCACCUGCUGACGGUUUGGGGAAAGCACAUGUCGGAGAACGUGAGAACGACCACGAGGUGUCAGCAACUUACGGCGACUUUUCUCUCCAAGAAGCAUUUCGGACGCAUCGAAGUCGUCUUCCUGCAGGAGGCGGAUGCAGGGUUUAUGAGGAGCAGAGAGAUCGAACACUACACGGUGAAGGAUAUGAAGCUGAAGCUCGGCUGGCAACAUCCGGAGAACAAGGAGUACCUGAAGGAGCGUGCAGCUCACCCGGAGGCGAUUAAGGUGCUGCUCAAGGGAGUGCCGGCUGUUAUCUCACCAGAGAUGAUCAAGAAGAACCUGGUUUCGGCGCUGCUGCUGAAGCGCGGUCGCACGGCGUUCCGCGACGGCUUGGCUUUUCACCGGUGCUGGAUCCUGUGGCUGCAGCUGUGA
This is a messenger RNA of Closterium sp. Naga37s-1, 849 nucleotides long. The record is from the annotation of a GenBank genome assembly. Lineage: Eukaryota; Viridiplantae; Streptophyta; Zygnematophyceae; Desmidiales; Closteriaceae.